ACUCCUACUAGACGCCUGAGCGCCCCACCUGCCACGGCCUCGGCCUUCCGCCCACUGCCCACCUAGUCCUGCUGGGUACUGCAGACCGCUGAGUGUGCGCGUGAACUCGCGUUUACGGCUCCGAAGGAGCUUACUCCCCACCCUGCAUACGCGGCACCGAAGGGGAACGCCCUGGCCUCGGGGCCGCUGCUCUUGCUUUUUCUUAGUUGUCGCGAACACUGUCCGCCUGGGAGGCGCCCGGCGCGAUGAGCGCCAACGAGGACCAGGAGAUGGAACUAGAAGCAUUACGUUCUAUUUAUGAAGGAGAUGAAAGUUUCCGGGAAUUAAGUCCAGUUUCAUUUCAAUAUAGGAUAGGUGAAAAUGGUGAUCCCAAAGCCUUCUUAAUAGAGAUUUCCUGGACAGAAACAUAUCCCCAAACACCUCCAAUUAUAUCUAUGAACGCUUUUUUUAACAACACCAUAUCAUCAGCUGUAAAGCAGAGUAUAUUAGCGAAGUUACAGGAAGCUGUGGAAGUGAAUCUUGGAACUGCUAUGACCUAUACAUUGUUUGAAUAUGCCAAAGACAAUAAAGAGCAGUUCAUGGAGAAUCAUCAUCCCAUUAAUUCUACAACAUCUAUAAGCAAUAUCAUCUCUGUUGAAACUCCUAAUACAGCUCCAUCAAAUAAGAAAAAAGACAAAAAAGAACAACUUUCUAAAGCCCAGAAACGUAAACUGGCAGACAAAACAGAUCACAAAGGGGAACUUCCUCGAGGCUGGAACUGGGUUGAUGUCGUGAAGCAUUUAAGCAAAACUGGCUCUAAAGAUGAUGAAUAACACUUGGAAUUUGAGACAAGGAAAGAGCAUCCUUUAAAAAGUAAACUGGGUUCAACAUCUUUCAUUAACUAUUUUCUGGUAUUGAGGUGACUUUUUAUAAAAUGCAGGUUUUUUUGUAUGUUUCUUACAUUAAAAAAUGUUGUCAGUGGAAAGUUCAUGAAAAGAUCUGGUUAUAUUACAUUAUUUUCACAAACUUGCCUUAAUAAAAGGUGAAAUGUUACUGUUUAGUAUACUUUAUGAAGCCUAUUAAGCUUUAUAAAUGGACAAAUAUGGGAAAUAAUAAUCAGUGUUAAUUUGUAUGAUCUGAUUGUAGUGGCUAUGAGCCCUUUUCAAAUGUCUUCCCAAUACAGCAGAAUUUUACAUAUACAGUUAUUCCGUAGUUAUUAAUUAUAGAUUUCCCAUCUUAAAGUCUUCAUCUCUUCUUUUGCUUAAUCACUGAAGCAUAAAUUGCUUCAGAGAAAUUUAAAUACCAGUAUUUAAACUUUUUAUGAAACUCUUUGUAGUUAGUUCCUUUUUAUUUUUCAAUGAUGAACUGUUUCCCUUUAAUAAAUUGGUAUCUAUUUAUACUUUUCUUUUGAUUUGGGUCAGGUGUUUGAUCAUGAGAACUUUCAAUGAUAUGUGUAAUAGGAGAAUAUAAAAACAAACCUGCCAAAUACAUUAGAAAGAAUUUGAAUAAAUGCUGGCUCUUAUUUAAAACAUUUGCUGCAUAUACUAGGAUGGGAAUAAAAGAUGCCUUAAUAUUUAAUUUUUGUAUUGUUGGAGACAAUGAUUUUAAUAAAUUCCUAUUUAUCUGC
Messenger RNA from Marmota flaviventris (yellow-bellied marmot), 1606 nucleotides. The record is from RefSeq and is a predicted model, not a curated record. Lineage: Eukaryota; Metazoa; Chordata; Mammalia; Rodentia; Sciuridae.